This is a messenger RNA of Pyricularia pennisetigena, 660 nucleotides long. RefSeq lists its product as uncharacterized. The record is from RefSeq and is a predicted model, not a curated record. NCBI's taxonomy places the organism in Eukaryota, Fungi, Ascomycota, Sordariomycetes, Magnaporthales, Pyriculariaceae. The transcript is spliced from 2 exons. The coding region runs from base 1 to 660 and encodes 219 amino acids.
AUGUCUCUAAAGUUCCCCGGCUGGACGAACGCAGACCGCUGCCGCUGCAACCAAUGCUGGGAAGAGUACAGGAUCAGACAGCGCGCCAACCUGCCCCCUCGCCCUGAGCCUCUGCGCUGGACCCUCGACUACGCCGGCGAGUGGGCGCCCGUUUACGUCGAGCCGGAUGCUUGGCGCUCGCCAGGCCCCGAGCAGCAGCCAGGAGAACUUUCAGACGUCGCCGCUCAGUACGCCAACCAGGACGAGCGGGACGGGAGCAAUGCCGCCGCAAGUGCGCCUUCUCCCCUAUCCGGUGCUGCUGCCACGGAAGCGGUAUUGCCACCAUCACCACCACGUCUCUCACCAUCCACAACACCACCAUUGUCUCCCUUGUCAGCCUCCCAGAUGUUCCCUGAGCUGCCUCCUCGGCAGUCUGCGCCCACCCGAGGGCCCGAGCCACCGUCACCGCUGCGCAAGUCGGCCAAAUUGCGGCCCGCACAGGACGACGCACCAGCUACAGCCGCGUCGGGCCCCGCUCGGUCAACAUCACCAGCGGUCCUGCAAGCCGUCGAGCAGGUGGCUGAGAGACGCACAGAGCAAAAGGAGUCGGAGAGGGAAGGGAAAGAGAAGUCUUGGACGCCUCUAGGCUCUGGUACGCUCAGCGCACCUGCCGGUGACUAG